Molecule: messenger RNA, 405 nt
Organism: Chlorella variabilis
Lineage: Eukaryota; Viridiplantae; Chlorophyta; Trebouxiophyceae; Chlorellales; Chlorellaceae
Product: expressed protein
Exons: 1
Coding region: 1-405 (134 amino acids)
Source: RefSeq, a predicted model, not a curated record
AUGGAUGCAGGCACUCAGCAGCAGCUACAGCAGCAGCAAUGUUGUGCGCAACCUGCGGCUCCGCAACAGCACCAGGGUCAGCAACAGCAGGCCCUACGCACCACAGCAGCAGCGCAGCAGGCAGCGGACGCGCUGCUUGGCAGCUCGAGCCUGCAUGGUCUGCUGGGCACCACCACGCGUUCGCCUGAGGACGGCGCUGCGGCAACGGGCGCUGCCCUGCCGCUGUUGCCUGACAAGGAGCUGGCGGAUCUAACCUUUGACUUUGGCAGCCUGCUGGGAGUGGGUGAUGCGGCGCCCAGCUGGCUUGGGCCCAGUGGACGCCCAGCGCAGCAGCCUGACCCAGCGCAGCAUCCUGACCAGCAGGCCAUCGGCGAUCGCCCGUUUGCCAGCCUGUUUGAUAACUAA